Molecule: messenger RNA, 1212 nt
Organism: Spinacia oleracea (spinach)
Lineage: Eukaryota; Viridiplantae; Streptophyta; Magnoliopsida; Caryophyllales; Amaranthaceae
Product: probable CCR4-associated factor 1 homolog 11
Exons: 1
Coding region: 238-1074 (278 amino acids)
Cellular component (GO): CCR4-NOT complex
Molecular function (GO): poly(A)-specific ribonuclease activity; nucleic acid binding
Source: RefSeq, a predicted model, not a curated record
CUCAGCACUCCAUUUUACGUUUUCACAUCUUCUUCGAACCAUCUAUGCAUAAGAUUAAGCACCCUCCUUUUCCUACACUCCUAUAUCCUUGUUUAUAUAACUUCACCACCUUAUCUUACUUCUCCCUCAUCGCUUAUUCAUCCUCAUUCAAAAACAUCUCUCUUCUUCGAUCUUCGAUCUUCGAUCUUCUCUCCUUUUCUAAUUAAUAAAUAUAAUUAGGAUCAUCAUCCCGCCGCCAUGUUUACUACUGAAUCAGAAUCAAAAUCAAAAUCAAAAUCAAUUUUAACUAGAGAAGUAUGGGCUUCUAAUUUAGUUUCUGAAUUUCAAUUGAUCUCUAAUUUAAUCGAUCAUUACCCUUUUAUUUCAAUGGAUACUGAGUUUCCUGGCGUCAUUCACAAGCCUCUACAUCAUCACCGUCGACCCUCACCUUCCGAUCUAUACACCCUUCUUAAAUCCAACGUCGAUGAUUUGAAUCUUAUCCAAGUGGGCCUCACCUUAUCCGACUCUUCUGGUAAUCUCCCCAAUUUGGGAUCUAACAAUCAGUCUUACAUCUGGGAGUUCAACUUCUCUGACUUCGAUGUGGAGCGUGAUCCUCACGCUCUUGAGUCCAUCCAGCUACUCACCCAACAAGGUAUUGACUUCCAGAAGAACAAGAAAGAAGGUAUUCAAUCCCACAAGUUUGCAGAAUUGAUGAUGUCAUCAGGCUUAGUUUGCAAUGACUCCGUAACUUGGAUCACCUUUCACAGCGCCUAUGAUUUUGGUUACUUGAUUAAAAUACUGACACGCCGCAACUUGCCCGAAUCUGUAGAUGAGUUUUUAAGUUUGACAAGAGUGUUCUUCGGGAAUCGGGUAUAUGAUAUAAAGUACAUGAUGAGGUUCUGUAAGAGUUUAUAUGGUGGGUUAGACAGGGUUGCUAAAACACUUGAGGUGAAGCGGGCCGUCGGGAAAUGCCAUCAGGCUGGUUCAGAUAGUUUGCUGACAUGGCAUGCAUUUCAGAAGAUGGUACAACUCUAUUUUGUAAAUAAUGUCCCGGAAUAUCACUCUGGUGUCAUCUAUGGAUUAGAGGUCUACUAGGAUACUACCACACAUACUGCUCCCAUGUAUGAUGUAUCCAUUCAUAGACUAGCUUCUGUAUCUCCAUUACAUAACUAAGCUACUGUUAAUUCAUUUUAUUAAUUCCUUAUUAAAUCAUUAAUUACAUAAUUUCCUCCA